AUGGCGACGACGAACGGUGACAAUGGAGCUAAGCACAACAAGAACGACGCCCCCAUCCCCGCAGCCAGUCAACAACCCACCGUCUGCGUCUUUUGCGGAGCCCGCGAAGGCACAUCCCCCGCCCAUCUAGCCGCCGCCCGCGCCCUCGCCCAGGCCCUCCACCGCAACAAGAUACACCUGGUCUACGGCGGCGGCACAGUAGGAAUCAUGGGCGAAGUAGCCAAAACCCUCGUCUCCCUCUCCGGCCCUUCGGCAGUACACGGUAUCAUCCCCAAGGCACUACUGAAAUUCGAACGGAAUUAUCAGGAGAAUGGUGCCGCGGCGGGUGAUCCACAGAAGACGAUCGAUGAGAAGACUUAUGGGAGGACGACGGUGGUGAAGGAUAUGCAUACGCGGAAACAGAUGAUGGCGCAGGAGGUCAUUGCUGGUGGGGCUGGAGGCGGGUUCGUAGCGCUUUCGGGGGGGUAUGGGACGCUGGAGGAGCUGAUGGAGGUUGUUACUUGGAAUCAGCUGGGUAUUCAUGGGUUUCCAGUUGUGGUAUUUAAUGUGGACGGAUACUGGACGGACUUGCUGAAGUGGGUGAACAAUGCUGUGAAAGCGGGAUUCAUAGCGGAGAAUAAUGAGGGGAUUAUGGUUGAGGCGAGGACGGGAGAUCAAGUGGUCGAGCGAUUAAAAGAUUAUCGGAAUGCGGAGGGUAGGUUUAUGCUGCAGUGGGGCGAGAAGUGA
Messenger RNA from Recurvomyces mirabilis, 726 nucleotides. RefSeq lists its product as uncharacterized. Gene Ontology annotation, cellular component: cytosol. NCBI's taxonomy places the organism in Eukaryota, Fungi, Ascomycota, Dothideomycetes, Mycosphaerellales, Teratosphaeriaceae. Gene Ontology annotation, biological process: cytokinin biosynthetic process. Gene Ontology annotation, molecular function: hydrolase activity, hydrolyzing N-glycosyl compounds. The record is from RefSeq and is a predicted model, not a curated record. The coding region runs from base 1 to 726 and encodes 241 amino acids. The transcript has 2 exons.